UGAGCAGCAGCAGCAGUAGCCACGACAGCCUGAACCAGCGUCGCUUUAACCUCACAAAUUCACCACCUCCUCUGUUACAAUUAUAAUUGGUCCGUCCACGUGACAAAUACCGCACUAUACUUGGAAAGAAUCGCAAGCGCGUGUUUUUUUUAAGAUGCCAACGAUCUCUGACAUCGUAACUUGAGAAAGUGUUCUUUGUGCGGUUAACAAAGGUCCAUUACUACGCUUUAACUCGAUUUUCGUCUGAACCAGUGACAUUUCGGUUACUGGCUCAACGACUCUGAGGAUGGACUCACAGUGAAGUCAUUCAGCAUCAACCUCAUCUUUCUCCAAAGCACACCAUUACUAAGCCCAUCCCCUAUUGACCAGUCCCCCCUCGCUUUAGGGACAGCGAGGAGUUGAUUGGAUGGACCUACCCUGGCCCACCUUCAAGAUGGACAGCUCCUCCUACCUGCCAGGUCCCCUGGCGUCCCCAGCCCUGAUGGUGCUGGCCUCCACAGCCAAGACAGGCCGUGAUGCCUCCGUCCCCUGCCAGGCCUCCGUCCCCUGCCAGGCCCCGAGGUCCUUCAGGGCCCCAAUCUUUGUGAAGGACUUCCCCUCCGGCUCCUACACAUUUGCCUCCAUGUACAACCGUCAGGGGCCUAUCUCCGGCCACGGCUCAUUCCCUGCCAGAGACUUCCCUGCCUCCCUGCUCCACCUCCAUCCUCAGUUCCAGUUUCACCCCAACAACCUGGACUGCCCUUCCCUGGGGAUGCUCAACCACAUUGGGGUAGGAGCCCUCCGACCCUUCUCCUCCCCGCCUGAAGAGAGGGAGACCAGGGGUUAUCAGUCAGCCUUCACCCCUGCUAAGAGGCUCAAGGGCUGCUACACAGAUUCUGAGGGGAAGGAGUAUGAUUUUGGAGGAGGGUGUUUCCUCUCUGGCUCACCGGGAUCACUCAAGGCUGCCGAGGAUUCUGGGAGGAAGUUGUUUACGGUGUCUGGGCUGCUGUCGGACAGAGAGGCCUCGUCUAGUCCUGAGGACCGUAAGAAACACUGUGAGUAUCCUCCUCUGUAUAUACUUCUCCAAGCAUAUCUAUAUGGGUGGUAAUAUAGUGGCAGUAAUACAGUGUGAUUUAAAGACACGCAGCAAAAUCCUAGCAGGA
This is a messenger RNA of Oncorhynchus gorbuscha (pink salmon), 1142 nucleotides long. Its product is annotated as E3 ubiquitin-protein ligase RNF220-like. The transcript is spliced from 2 exons. Gene Ontology annotation, biological process: protein ubiquitination. Bases 407 to 1087 code for a protein of 226 amino acids. Gene Ontology annotation, molecular function: ubiquitin protein ligase activity. The record is from RefSeq and is a predicted model, not a curated record. Lineage: Eukaryota; Metazoa; Chordata; Actinopteri; Salmoniformes; Salmonidae.